AGUUUUUUAAUUUUAUUUAUUAAUAACAAAAGGCUGCGGAACGAAUCGAAUGAGAUGAAAUGUGCCAGAGUCGUGACUUGCUUUGUUUUGUGAGGCGUUAGGGCCUGGAGGACUCAAAGUUUUCGUAACACGGGCCUAGAAACGGUGCCGUUUUCCGUCAGUUUUUCUAGACGGAAGGAAGAAUAAAUUAAGUCUGAUUUUUAGAGUUUGGGGAGGCAAUGGAGACUGAUUAUCAAAAUUAUGUCGAGUCAUUGUCCGGUGUAUCUUCAGAUGACGAUGAUAUGUCCACAGUGGACAGUUCGGACGAGACUUCAGAGGAGCCGACCCCCUCGCCAGCGCUCAACACGCGAACCCGAAACCUGGGCCAAAUGCUGUACGACAGGGAGCGCUCUGGAUUCUUCUCGGGCACAUCACGUGCUGGCCAAAAGCAGCAACUUCCAUAUGACCGGGUGCCAAAUAGAUUAAAAUUGUAUCUCAAGGACGUAAUAGCCAGCAAUGUCAUGGAGGGACACAUAUUCAUGGGAUUGACUGCCUGCGGCCAGUACAUGCUCAGCCAUCGGGUCACCUGUAACGAAGGACUUAAUCACUACUCCUUCAACAUGGGCUACAAGUACACUCUUUACUUCUGGAUCUUCCAGCCGUACAAAAAGCUGCGUUACUUCUUUACGCGACGCCUCUUUGAUGAUCAUGUCGUGGACAACAUUAAGACUGUCAGCAUGACUCAGUGGAAGAAUGCUGGGAAGCAAAUCUUGGUUGUGCAUGGCGCUGCCACGGAGGAGAGCGAAGAUAGCUAUAUAACAUAUGUUAAAGUUCCUAAGCUUGGUUGUUUGGAGUGCAAAAAACUUAACGAUGACGGUCCAUAUUCCUUCUACAACGCGCACUGCCUGAAUUGCCAUUUUACUGUGCAUACCAAGUAUUCUUCGACUGAAACGGAUCCCGGAUUCCAGCCAAAAAUAAAUCUGCUUUGCCCCGAGCGCAUUCUGAUCAUUUCCAAUGGAUUUAUGCACAUGCUCCGCAUAGAUGUUGACACGCCGGCCGUGUCCACUAGCAGCUACUUAACUCAGCAAAGCCUCGUCCUGCCCUAUCCUCAGCAGUCACAGUCACAGUGCUUCCUCCUGCCACGCACUUUGGGGCCCAGCGAGGAGGAUCGCGCCUCCAUAGUCUUUACAGGCUCCGGCUCGGAGGCUGAGUCGGGCAAUGAGCAGAGUGUGGUGGCACGCAUCAUAGCUGAUUUUAGUGAUAUCGAAACGGAGCAGACUCAGCGCUCGGGCCAGUCCAGUAAUCAUAAUAAUAAUAAUAACAACAAUGAGCUGCAGGUCAACAGCAUUUGCUGCUCGCCGCGAUCCUAUGAGAAGCACGUUUUCACACCUAACUGUAGCGCCGCAAUGGGGUCCAGCAUGACGCUGCCGGAGACCACGUUGCCCGUAGCCAAGCAGAGCCCAGUCAACGGAGAGUCGGGUCAAUCGCGCAAACGUAAUCAGCGGAUAGUGACCAAGUCCUAUCGCAACGGCAUCACUACCAUAGAUGUGCAGAGUACUCCCAGUUCCACUUCCAUGACGGACAAAUCGAGCGCCUAUGAGUUUUCCGAGGACAAUGAGAAAUACGAGAAGAUUUCCACAUUUCGUAAGCGUCGACUAGCCGACAAGAAGUACGAGUUUUCUGAGGACAACGUGGAGAAUAUCAUACCAUUCACCAAAGUGCGCUCGGCUGGUCGCGCCUCGGCACCAAAUUUUAGUUCCUCCGCCGGCAGCUCUACGGCCCGCAGUUUUCAUCGCUUCUCGCCCACGGCGCACUUCUUUCAUAACUCGCCAUGCGCCUCACCGUCCUCUUCACCACAUCCGUCACAAACACCACCGCAUCUCGGCUUUCGAUCGCCGCCAUCCAGCUCGAACCUUAUGCGAUCGCCGAGCCGCGCAGCUAAUUCGGCUGCGGCUGCUGUCGCAGCUCAAAUCUACAACCAGAAGUCGCCGCCGCUCUCGCAGGCCACACAGCAGAUGCUCAGCUACAAGCCUGUGGGACCCUUGGGGGCGCUCUCUCCGCUACAGGUGUCCAUGGCCAAGCGUUUCGAGAUUGGUGGCUCUAUGUCGCCCAAUGCGGGCCUGUCCUUUCUAUCACCCCGACGCGAUGAACCCCGCAUUGUGGAGAUGCCUGUGCAGGGCGGAGUAAUGCCAGAGAAGCCGGUAUGCACCAAGAAGCUGAGACGCCGCUAUGUGGAAGAGGACGAUGCCACUUCGGUUAUCACCAGCGAGGAGGAUGACUGCAUAUCGCCGGGAUAUCACACAUCGCUGCCCAUGGAAGUACACGGCUCGUGCUAUUCGGAAAUGCAAAUGAUUUCGCACGCCUCCUAUCAGCGCCUGCGCUGCAGCAGUGUGGUAAUCACCCAACACUCGUUCGAUCUGGAGACCUUCACGUACUAUGUGAUUAGUUUGUUGUGCCAGAAGCACCACAAGAUCUACAAUGUGUUCUACGAUUGGGCCUACGAGGUGAUUAGCGUCUGCCCGCUGAGCCAGACGGUCAGCUGCCUGCUCAUGGCCCAGUUCUCGGCACGAGAUCAGCUCUACGCUCCGUUGACAAACUGCCUGCACUUCACCGGCCGCAUAGACUGUAUGUGCCACAAUCGCCAGUACGAGUGUCGCAUACUGUUCACCUGGAACAUGGAGAGCGGCCAGUGGCAGGUCCUGGACUACGGCGAGCUUCGGGAAAUGCACGAGCUCUUCAAUCCUCUGAAGCGUCUGUGCAAGGCGCGCCUGACCUUUCCCCAAAUGGCCAAGAAGAUGGCCAAGGAGAUGACGGAGAGCUUGAACAAGCUCCCCGACUACGCCUCCAAUCUACGUGUGCUCAACUCGGAUAUUAAGAAGUCAAAAUCGUAUAUCUGCGAUCUCGACAACAUGGUGGAGUUUCACCUGAAACGCACACCCCAAGGGACGCUCUGAGCAGCUCUGAGAAUCUGCGGAUUCACUUGCUCUCUGCCAAGAUUUUUUUUCGUACAACUCGCAACGGUUGCGUGCAUCUAGUUCAGUUCUAAACCCAACAAAAAACGUGCUGUAUUUAGUCUUUAGUUACCUACAUACCUACAUAUAUGUAUAUCUUACUUAGUGCAACGAAACGCUUUUGCAAACGGUCCUAAUUUCGACUGAAGUCAUUUAAGUAAUCUACAAUCUAGGUUCUAGUGGAAUUUCGUAAGGAAAGGGGGCUUGGGCCAAGGGCUCUGGCUCUGGCUCAGGCUCUACUCAUCAUACAUUUAUACUUACAAUAAUUGUAUACUUUUGAUAUUUGAGAUUGCAAUUCAACUAUUACUUUAAUAUUAGUUAGUAACUCUACGAGCUACGGUACUAACGAUGCCAGUACUAAUUUAGUUAGUGGCCGCCCUUCUCCUCUGGAGGGUGUGCAUAAAAAAUAUACAACUUUAAUCAAAAUAUAUUUCCAAAAAAUA
Messenger RNA from Drosophila miranda, 3433 nucleotides. RefSeq lists its product as uncharacterized. Lineage: Eukaryota; Metazoa; Arthropoda; Insecta; Diptera; Drosophilidae. The record is from RefSeq and is a predicted model, not a curated record. Gene Ontology annotation, biological process: protein ubiquitination. The coding region runs from base 219 to 2933 and encodes 904 amino acids. The transcript is spliced from 7 exons. Gene Ontology annotation, cellular component: Cul4-RING E3 ubiquitin ligase complex.